CUGGCUUGUUCUUCUAAAUUUGUUUCUAGCAUGUACAUUGGACAUUGCUUCCUGAUGGGUGACUGAAUAUGGGACGCAGGCAGAUACGGGUAUAUCAAAGCGUGCCACUGAGAUGAGAUAACUUUGAUUCUUGCCCCGCUCAUGGUACCUACAAGGCGCGCCCUUACGGACGGGGUCAGUAGGGUCAGUAUGUCAACCUCUAGCCACUAGGGCGUCAGAGCUUGAGACCAGGGAAUUAAUAUCAUCGCAGGCCACCGUUUAUAACGGCUUCAACCGCUGUGUUAAAUGCGGCGAUUUUCCCGGGGAUUUCUGGUUAGUAACGAACGUUGCGCAGUCUCAACACACCACCCACACACGUUCCGCAAAUCAGCAUCAACCAGCGCCAUGGUGCAACUCAAACCAUUCGCAGUCGAGCAAUGGAUGGACAAAUAUGAGCAUACGCCAGGGGUCCUCAACAUCGCAGAAACUUGUGCAGCAUCCGUCUCGGUUCAGGACCUCGUCGAGCUGUCUUCGGAAAAGGAGACUGGAUUAAACCCGCUCGUGACCGCAUCCUCCAGGAAGCUGACAUACGGAGCCAUCCGUGGCUCAGAUGCACUUCGCCGUAACGUGGCGUCCCUCUACGGCGCCGCGGACGGUGAUGAUGAGCUGCCACACGAGAAUGUUUUGGUGACAGCUGGGGCCAUUUCUGCCAACUUUCUGCUCUUCUAUACUUUGAUCGGGCCAGGAGACCAUGUCAUCUGUGUCUACCCUACCUACCAGCAACUAUACUCAGUUCCAGAGUCUCUCGGCGCCGAGGUAUCGUUGUGGAAGCUGAAGGAGUCGAAUGGCUAUGUCCCUGACCUGCAGGAGUUGGGCCAUUUGGUCAAGACAAACACCAAGCUGAUCGUCAUCAACAACCCAAAUAAUCCCAGCGGCGCGCCGAUCCCAAAGUCCGUGCUUCAAGGCAUCGUGGGGGCCGCCAGGAAGUGGAACAUAUGGGUGCUUUCCGAUGAGGUUUACCGGCCCCUUUUCCACGGCCUAGGUGCAGACGAGGAGCCACCCUCAGCCCUCUCCCUGGGGUACGAGAGGACCAUCGUGAGCGGGUCCAUGUCCAAAGCCUAUGCGCUGGCUGGUAUUCGGAUUGGAUGGCUCGCCUGCAGGAACAACAGCCUCAUCGAGUCUCUGGCGUCUGGACGCGACUACACGCUUAUCAGUGUUUCGCAGCUGGAUGACAGUGUCGCCAGCUUCGCCUUGUCGCCAGCGGUCCGACCGGCUCUCAUAAGAAGAAAUCUUGACCUGGCACGGAAGAACCUCUCUCUCCUCGAGGCUUUUGUGGACAAACACAGCUCUGCCUGCUCCUGGGUGAAGCCCCUUGCAGGGACAACGGCAUUUGUCUUCUUCAGCAAGGAUGACGAGUCGAUCGACGACGAGAAGUUUUGUAUAGACGUGCUGCGAGAGACGGGCGUCAUGUUCGUCCCUGGGUCGACGUGUUUUGGGAAUGGCAAGGACUUUCGAGGCUUUGUACGGAUCGGGUACACGUGCGAGACAGAAGUCCUGGAGAAAGCACUGUUGAGGCUGGGAGACUACCUCGAGAAGAGAUUUUGAAGAGGUCAAGCGGUCUAAAUCGUGAACGUGUACUUGGUGGGAAUAGGAUCUGAUUUUCGUAGGUAGGUAUCUACCUAGUGAUAUCCAUCGGGAUAUUAUACUGCGCGCGUCCUCAACAAUGCCUAAAGAGAAACAUCCAAACACCAGAGGCCAAUAGGAGGGCCCCAUUAAUGCAAGUCCUGCCCAG
This is a messenger RNA of Gaeumannomyces tritici R3-111a-1, 1771 nucleotides long. RefSeq lists its product as hypothetical. Gene Ontology annotation, biological process: biosynthetic process. The transcript has 2 exons. Bases 286 to 1584 code for a protein of 432 amino acids. Gene Ontology annotation, molecular function: catalytic activity; pyridoxal phosphate binding. NCBI's taxonomy places the organism in Eukaryota, Fungi, Ascomycota, Sordariomycetes, Magnaporthales, Magnaporthaceae. The record is from RefSeq and is a predicted model, not a curated record.